AUGUCGAUUUUACCGAAAGGGGAUUCGAUUCAAAUCCGAGAAGUGUGGAGUGAUAAUCUUGAUGAAGAGUUUGCUAUAAUCCGUGAGAUUGUUGAGAAGUAUAAUUAUGUUGCUAUGGACACCGAGUUCCCCGGCGUGGUUCUUCGCCCGGUGGGGGCCUUCAAGAACAUCAAUGAUUAUAACUACCAGACCCUGAAGGACAAUGUCGAUAUGUUGAAAUUGAUUCAAUUGGGUCUCACUUUCUCUGACAAGAAUGGUAAACUUCCCGAUCUUGAUACCCAGAACCAAUACAUUUGGCAAUUCAAUUUCCGUGAGUUCAAUGUAAGCGAAGACAUCUUUGCUAGCGAUUCGAUUGAGUUGCUGCGGCAAUGUGGGAUUGAUUUUAAGAAGAACAAUGAGAAGGGAAUUGAUGUGAAGCGGUUUGGUGAGCUCUUGGUGUCUUCAGGGGUUGUAUUGAAUGCUGAAGUGCAUUGGGUUACUUUUCAUAGUGGAUAUGACUUUGGAUACUUGCUUAAGCUAUUGACUGGUCUGAGUUUGCCCGACUCCCAAGCGGGUUUCUUUGAAUUGAUCAAGGCCUUCUUCCCAGUGGUGUAUGAUAUCAAGCAUUUGAUGAAGUUCUGCAAUAGCCUUCAUGGUGGGUUGAACAAGCUUGCAGAAUUGUUGGAAGUGGAAAGAGUUGGUGUGUGCCAUCAAGCAGGCUCAGACAGUUUGCUUACAGCUUGUACGUUUAGGAAAUUAAGGGAUACCUUUUUCGGUGGCACAGCUGAGAAAUAUGCUGGUGUAUUGUAUGGUCUCGGUGUUGAGAAUGGACAGAGUACUAAUUGA
This is a messenger RNA of Prunus armeniaca (apricot), 825 nucleotides long. Lineage: Eukaryota; Viridiplantae; Streptophyta; Magnoliopsida; Rosales; Rosaceae. The record is from the annotation of a GenBank genome assembly.